AUGAUUUCACAACAGGGACCACUGCGUCAUUCUUUCGAUAACACCGUUCAGCCUAUCGAAACUACUCAAACUGCAAUCAUCUGCCAAGAAGGACAUGUAACUACGUUUGGAAUGUGCUCAUCUCGUUUCGAUCGUUGUCAGAACAACUCGAUUCGUUCAAAACAAUGUCCGGUCAACACUCUUUUUGAGUCAUCAUUAGUUUUGUGCGUUUUUGAUCUUCCACAAUGUCAGCCUAUCACUGUUCCUUAUACUCCAACAUACAACUUCUACGGAGGAGCUCCUUCGGAUACAAUUGUUAGUCCUUUUGAUGAGAACGUUCGUUUGAAGCCGAAGUUUAAUAGACGACCCAUCUAUAAUCACGGACCAGUCGGACGCCCGAUCUAUGGAAAUCAACAAAUGGAGAAUCCAUGCUUCAUUCCGCGACAUCGUCCAUAUGGAGGAGACCGUCACCGAAGCUAUCGUUGUCGUCACAGUGGACAAGACCGUCACUCAAAGAAACAAUUAGGACGACCACGGGAAGACCCUGAUGGGUACAAAGAUGACAAAUCUUUCGAUGCCAAAGAUUUGUUUGGUGCGACAAGAAGAAAGCGUUACUAUGGAUCACCACAAUCUGGCUAUGGACAACACACCUCUCAAAUUAGUUCUCGACAAGCUCAAGUCGGCGCAGUUCUAAUUCCAGUUGUUUUUUCUCAAUUAAGAACUGCGCCGCUUGCAGUUUAA
This is a messenger RNA of Caenorhabditis remanei, 720 nucleotides long. RefSeq lists its product as uncharacterized. Gene Ontology annotation, cellular component: extracellular region. Lineage: Eukaryota; Metazoa; Nematoda; Chromadorea; Rhabditida; Rhabditidae. Gene Ontology annotation, molecular function: chitin binding. The transcript is spliced from 2 exons. The record is from RefSeq and is a predicted model, not a curated record. The coding region runs from base 1 to 720 and encodes 239 amino acids.